UAUCACCCUUUGGAUCAACAAGUGAAAAAAUUCUGGGAAUUAGAAAGUUGUUUCGAUCCUAUAAUCAAAAUUACAAAAGAGCAUUUAGAUUGUCAAGACCAUUUUCAAGCACAUUUUUCUCGUUUAGUAACUGGUGAAUACUCAGUUCGGUUACCAAUCAAAUUGGAUGUUCAGUCGCUUGGUGACUCAUAUCAACAAGCUGUACGCCGUUUUCAAAACCUGGAGCGUAAACUACAACGAAAUGCUGAUCUAAAGUCGCAAUAUAGUGCAUUUAUAAAGGAGUAUUUGCAUCUUAAUCACAUGUCACUAUUGACUGAUGAAGAAUUAAGUCAUCCCAAGUAUUUUUUGCCACAUCAUUGCGUUAUCAAGGAAUCCAGUUCUUCUACAAAGCUUCGUGUUGUAUUUGAUGGUUCAGCAGUUACAUCAACUGGGUACUCUUUAAAUGACAUAUUAAUGGCCGGUCCUACAAUUCAACCAAAUCUUAUUGAUUUACUUAUUCGCUUUCGUUCUUUUCCUAUUGCAGUAACUGCAGACAUUUGCAAAAUGUACCGUUGUGUUCGCAUCACACCUCCAGAUACUUUUUUACAAUGUAUUCUUUGGAGAGAUGACCUGCAGGAACCACUGAAGGUAUAUAAACUUGAUACUGUCACUUACGGCACAAAGCCUGCGGCUUUCCUGGCUGUUCGAGCUAUGCAACAAUUAGCGGUUGAUGAAUCAUCAAAUUUUCCUAUUGGUUCCAAAAUUACUCUUCGAGAUUUUUAUGUUGAUGACUUAAUUUCCGGUGGUAAUUGCAUUAAUGAUGUUCAAGACAUUGUGAGACAAACUUCUGCAUUGCUCAAUAAAGGCAAUUUUAAACUUAGAAAAUGGUGUUCGAAUCAAUUAGCUGCUCUUGAUGACAUUCCUGAAGCCGACAGAGAGCCAUUGCUCAAUUUCGAUGAUGGCAGUGAGUUUACAAAAACCCUUGGUCUAAUCUGGAAUCCAACCGAAGAUAAAUUCUUAUUCACCUUUGUUCCUUGUCAGGAUUCAAAGCGUGUUACAAAGCGUUCUGUGCUUUCUGUUAUUGCACGAUUUUAUGAUCCGCUUGGUCUUGUUGGUCCUUUGAUAUCAAAGGCAAAAAUAUUUUUACAGUGUUUGUGGAAGCAUACACUAGAUUGGGACGAGAGCCUUCCAAAUCAACUGCACACCGCAUGGACUGACCUCUACAAUCGUCUACAUAUAACUCAAAAAUUGGAAUUUCCACGUUAUGUCUCUUUACUUAAUGCAGCACUCGAACUACAUGCCUUUUGUGACGCUAGUAUGAAUGAAUAUGGUGUUUGCAUCUAU
Teleopsis dalmanni is the source of this 1323-nucleotide messenger RNA. RefSeq lists its product as uncharacterized. The annotation marks the transcript as partial. NCBI's taxonomy places the organism in Eukaryota, Metazoa, Arthropoda, Insecta, Diptera, Diopsidae. The transcript has a single exon. The record is from RefSeq and is a predicted model, not a curated record.